GGACGAGCCAGUGGAUUAUAGAACCCCCGCCACCACCACCACCACCACCACCGGAGUCCGAGAAUGAAGAUGCCAGAGGCCUGAGUGAAAGCCCUCCACCAGAGAGCGUGUGUUCCAGGGCUGGGGCUGGACCCAGAGACCCCCGCCCCGGGGCUGAAGGGCCCUCACAGCCCGACACCGUAAGCCUGGACCAUGGGGGAUGGAGGCGGUGGUGCAACAGGAGGAGAUGGGGUGAACCCCUCCCACGUCCUGUUCGACAAGUUCACCCAGGGGAGCACGUUCAAGGGCACCCUCAAGGCCUUCCAUGACCUCUGUGAGCACCUGGAUGUCAGGCCCACUGACUCCAAGAUCUUCUAUCACAAGCUCAAGUCCAAACUCAACUACUGGAAGGCCAAGGCACUCUGGGUCAAGUUAGACAAGAGGGCCAGCCAAAAGGAGUAUAAGAAGGGUCGUGCCUGUGCCAACUCCAAGUGUGUAAUCAUUGGUGCGGGGCCAUGCGGCCUCCGUACAGCCAUCGAGUUGGCUUUCCUGGGCGCCAAAGUGGUGCUGCUGGAGAAGAGAGACGCCUUCUCCAGGAACAAUGUGCUGCACCUCUGGCCCUUCAGCAUCCAGGACCUCAGGGGCCUCGGGGCCAAGAAGUUCCAUGGGAAGUUCUGCGCUGGUGCUAUCGAUCAUAUCAGUAUUCGUCAACUUCAGCUAAUGCUGCUCAAAGUGGCUCUCCUGCUGGGCAUCGAGAUCCAUGUCAACGUAGAGUUCAGGGGCCUAAUUGAACCCCCCGAAGAUCAAGAGACUGAAAGGAUAGGCUGGAGGGCUGAGGUCCACCCUAAGACACACCCUGUCAGCGAGCUGGAGUUUGAUGUCAUCAUUGGAGCAGACGGCAGGAGAAACACGUUACCAGGGUUUCGGCGUAAGGAAUUCCGGGGCAAACUUGCAAUCGCCAUCACGGCUAACUUCAUCAACAGGAACACAACGGCUGAGGCAAGUGUCGAGGAGAUCAGCGGCGUGGCCUUCAUCUUCAACCAGAAGUUCUUUCAAGACCUCAGAGAAGCAACAGGUGUUGACCUGGAAAACAUUGUCUACUACAAGGAUGACACGCACUACUUUGUGAUGACUGCCAAAAAGCAGAGCCUGCUGGAGAAAGGAGUCAUUCUGCAUGACUAUGCAGACACGGAGAUGCUGCUGUCCAGAGCGAACGUGGACCAGGCAGCGCUGCUGUCUUACGCCCGUGAAGCUGCCGAUUUCUCCACCAACCACCAGCUGCCCACACUGGACUUUGCCAUCAACCACUACGGCCAGCCGGAUGUUGCCAUGUUCGACUUCACCUGCAUGUACGCCUCUGAGAACGCCGCCAUGGUGCGCCAGCGCAAUGGCCACGAGCUGCUGGUGGCGCUGGUGGGAGACAGCCUGUUGGAGCCCUUCUGGCCCAUGGGCACUGGCAUAGCUCGAGGUUUCCUGGCAGCCAUGGACUCGGGCUGGAUGGUGAAGAGCUGGGCUCAGGGAAAACCCCCCCUGGAGGUGCUGGCUGAGAGGGAGAGUAUUUACCGUCUCCUGCCCCAGACCACUCCAGAAAACAUCAGCAAGAACUUCAAUCAUUACAGUGUGGAUCCGACCACACGGUACCCCAACAUCAGCCUUAACUUCCUCAAGCCCAGCCAGAUGCGGAAUCUCUUCGAUACCGGGGAGCCGCGGGAAAUGCGCAUUGAAAUAGAGAAUGUUAUCAACACGUCAACACCCAAGUUGGCCCGGAAUGAAAAUUGCCUGCUUGACAAGCAGUUGCCAGAAUCCGUCGCCCGAUCGAGUAAACUACUCAACUGGUGCCAGAGACAGACGGACGGCUACAGGAACGUUCACGUCACAGAUCUCACAAUGUCCUGGAAGAGCGGUCUGGCCCUGUGUGCCCUCAUCCACCGAUACAGACCGGAUCUCAUCAACUUCGACUCGCUGGACGAGCGAGACCAGCAGAAGAACAACCAGUUGGGCUUCGACGUGGCGGAGAAGGAAUUUGGCAUCUCGCCCUGCAUGACUGGCAAGGAGAUGUCCUCUGUGGUGGAGCCAGACAAGCUCUCCAUGGUCAUGUACCUCAGCCAGUUCUAUGAGAUGUUCAGGGACACAGUGCCACCCGGAGAUAAACACAACCUGAGCCCUGAGGAGAAGGCAGCUCUGAUAUCCAGCACCAAGUCUCCCAUCUCGUUCCUGAGCAAACUCGGUCAGAGCAUAGCGAUAUCCAGGAAAAGAAAUCCAAAGGACAAAAAAGAGAAGGACGUGGACGGUUUGGGGAAGAGGAGGAAGACGAGUCAGUCUGAAGAGGAGGAAUUAUCCCGGACCGGUCGUGACGACAGGCCGUGCAUCCCGGCUCUGUGUGAGAGGAAAGUGGAAUCUGCUGCCGUGGGGAACAGCAACAAAGUCAAGGUCAUGGCCACCCAGCUGCUCGCCAAGUUCGAGGAGAACGCCCCGGCCCAUUCCAGCGGACUCAAGCGACAGGCCAGAGGUGGUGACGAGCAGCUGUCCGGCUCGGGCGCUCGGAGUUGCCCAAAGAAAACCAUUCUGCUCCCUUCUUCCUCCUCCACUUCCUCGCUCUCUCUCCACUCAGAGGGCUCCCUCAGAAAAGAGUUCCCGGUCAACCUCGGCGGCAGCGACGUCUGCUUCUUCUGCCGAAAGCGCGUGUACGUGAUGGAGAGGCUGAGCGCCGAGGGGAAGUUCUUCCACCGCAGCUGCUUCAAGUGCGACUACUGCAGCACCACGCUACGCCUGUCCUCCUACGCCUUCGACGUGGAGGAUGGCAAAUUCUACUGCAAGCCCCACUACUGUUACCGUCUGUCAGGCUAUGCUCAGAGAAAGAGGCCUGCUCCCUCCCCAGCUCCGAUCGAAGCCAAGGAACACCAGUCGCCCAAAACCCCCACCUCGGCCGUAGAUGCCCCCGGAAGGGCUAUGGCAGCGGUGACCCCCUCGUCCGAGCUCCAGCCCUCAGCCCUGGAGGUCAAUGGACUUCAGGAGCCGAUCCUGGCCAAGAGGCUGCGUGGAACUCCAGAGCGCAUCGAGCUGGAGAACUACCGUCUGUCUAUGCAGAGGGAGGAGGAGCUGGAGGAGGUGCCUGAGGAGACGCUGGCGGAGCACAACCUCAGCAGCGUGCUGGAUAAGACCAGAGAGGCCGACCCGGGCUCCAGUAGCUCAGAGUCCGACAUGGAUGAGGAGGAUGAGCAGGAGGAUCAGGAUCAGGAUCAUGAUCAUGAUCAUGAUCAUGACCAGGAUCAGGACCAGUUUCAGGACCAGGACCAGGAGGAGGAUCUGGAGGAGCAUCCUACCAGUCCCUCAGAUCUCGGUGGCGUUCCUUGGAGGGAGGCGGUGGAGCUCCAUGCUAAACUUAGGGGAGACUGUGAGGACGAGGAGGAUGAGGCUCUGGGCGACGCAGUCAGCAGGGACGGUGAAAUAGAUGAAGAGGAGGAUGAAGAGGAGGAUGAAGAAGAUGAGGAGUCGAGCGAAGACGGGGAUUACUGCCCCUGGGACAGAGAGCUGCAGUCUGGCCUCUGGCUGGAGAAGCACCUGAAAGACGAAGAGGAUGUUGGUACAUUUAAAGCCAGGAACCUGCUGAUCCAACAGAUCCUGCAGCCUGUGGAUCCCCAGACCAUCCACCUGGAGUCCGGGGGAGAGAAGGACUUGACCUCCCAGCUCUCCCAGCCCUCUGGGCUCAUUCAGCCCUCCUCCACAGAGCCCGGUGAGGAUGAGGAGCUGGAAGCAGAAGCAGACAGCCAGGAUGUGGAGCCCGGUACAGAGAUGGAUCAGGAGGACAUCCCUUCAGAUGCAGAAGCUGAGGCUCGUUUGCACCUGUCAGAGAACACUGAAACACUUCCUGCAGACGACAGGAAACCUGGAAGUGUUACAGUGUCCUCCAGCGUUGAACCAUCAGGCACCAGCCCACUGCAGAAAGAAGAUGUCCUUUCCCCUCUCAAACUAUCACCACAGCCUGAGACACAGACACUUCUCGUGAAAUCUCCUGGCAGCCGCUUCUUCCCGGAUCCGUUCAUACCUGAGGAAGCGACGGCUGAGCGGACAGUUCCUUCACCGGCAGCCAGGAGCCCGCUGUUCCCUUCACCUGUCGCUUCCCCUGCUGCUCCUGCUGCCGCUGCUUCUCCUGUCAGUGUCUCUGUCUCGUCGCCCCCCAGCUCUCCCACCAAAUCACCUAUCGCCUCCCUGCUCAGCCCAGCAAUCAGGUCACCUGUCAGAUCCCCCUCCACAUCACCUGUCAGCUCACCGAUCUGCUCCCAGCCCACCUCCCUACCGGAGACGUGCCCUCCUAAAUCUCCUGUCUACCCCCACCGCUCCAUUUGCCCCCUCACAGGAAACCCCCUCUCCCCGAUCUGCGCCCAGCCGCUGCCUUGUCACGAACCGUCGUCGCCACUCGCCUCAGAUUCUCCCGUCAGAACUCAGCCUGUCCCCGCAGUCACCUCGACGCCCAUGAACAAAACCGACAAGGGCUCGCCGGAGUCCACGAGGUCCGUAGAUUCCUCAACGGAUGAGACUCCAUCUAAAAAGACAGAUAUCAUUGAGGAGUUUUGGUUAAAGAGCGCAGAGAUAAGGAAAAGCCUCGGUCUCACUCCUCUGGAUCGCAGCAGUAAAAUCUUCGAGAACAGUGUCGUUACUGCUCCGACAGAGGAGCCCACCCCGGUCAGGACAAAGUCUCCUGAGGUGUCUGUGGAGCAGAAGCCGGCCCCCGCGGGUCGUCCUGUCAUCCGCAGGCUCAACAUCACCCUCGAGGGUCAGGUCAUUACGCCUCUAGCUCCCGCGGAGCCCAAGAGUAAUGGCUCUGAUAAGAGGGACCUCAGCAGCAGCUCCGGCCUGGGGUUGAACGGGAGCCUGGCCACGAGCCAGACGGUGAACAGCGACAUGUCUGAUUCCACCAUGCUCACCCCGCCCUCCAGUCCGCCGCCACCUGUGCCUGCAAAUCAGUCUCCAGCCGUGCUCAGGCAGCAGAAACACCAAGUGUCCUGGAGCAACGGCAUGGAAAAGCUUCCACCGGAGCGUGCCAAAGAGCCGGCGAAAACCAAGACUCCUGUUCCUGCGCCGAGGACCCAGCUGAGCCCGGUGCCCGUGCCCAAGCCUGCACCCAGGAGACUCUCAUCGCUCCAGGCAGAACCAGAGCCAGCGCCGGUGGUUGUUGUUAUGAGAGAAAAGAAGAAGCCUCGACCGGUGGAGGCGAGGAAGUCGUUUGUGGAGAAGGUGGAGGAGAUUCCGUUUGCCGACGACGUGGAGGACACGUACGACGAGCGCACGCCAGAAACGAGCAUGAACAGGUAUUACACUCCGCCCACCAGCAAGGCCAGCAGAGAUAAACCUCCUCUGCAUCUGGCUCUUGCGAUGGAAAACGGUAAACCUAAUAUCCCGGGAGCUCCUCAGACACAGAGGGCAACCCGAUUCUCUCCAGAGGCCAAGGAGAUCGCAGAGGAGAGAAUUCGAGCCAGAGAGAAGUCUAUAAAGAGCCAAGUGCUGAAAGACGCCAUGGCCAAGCAGCUGAACAAAAUGAAAGAGUCCGACGUUGACAAGGGUGCCCAGCCCAAAGUGGCCUGGAGCGUGACCCCAGAGGUCGUAGGGAAAAGUAAAAAAUCUGCCGUGUCGCCGAGGACAUCGGCCGUGAAAUCUCUGGAGUCGAAGAAGGCCGAGACUCUGCCGGAGCGUUUCUUCAGCAGCAACAAGAGCCUGGACAGCUCGGCGGCUUCGUCCGACGGCUCGGCCACGAGCAAGAGCAAGAAGCGCAGCUCCCUCUUCUCCCCGCGCAAGAACAAGAAGGAGAAAAAGGCCAAGAACGACAGCAGCAGGCUCUCGUCCACCGAUGAGACGCCGCCCAAACACAAGUCGCUGUGGAAGGCCGUGUUCUCGGGUUACAAGAAGGACAAGAAGAAGAAGGAUGACAAGUCGUGUCCGAGCACGCCGUCGUCCAGCUCCACCACGCAGGACUCUGGGAAGAAGAGAAGUUCCUCUCCUGGCAGAUCAUCAGACAAAACCCGCAGGAACUUGAGCUUCUCCGAGGACUCGGAUCUGUCCUGUGACGACGUCCUGGAGAGAUCCUCCCAGAAGUCCAAGGCAGAUCGGCAUACGGACAUCUUUGACCUAGUGUCAGACAUUCACAAGGAGGCGAUAAAGGAGGAGAAACUGGAGAAGGAGAGGAGGAGGGAGAUUAAGGAGAAAAAGAGGGUGACAGAGAGGCAUAAAGAGAGAGAGCGGGAAAAAGAGGUUGAACUGGAAAAGGACAAAGACGACGAGGAGUCUGUUUAUGUUCCUCACGCGCUGGCGUUCAAGAGAUCGUACGCCACGAAGAAAACCUACACGGAGGAAGAGCUGAACGCCAAGCUGACGCGGAGAGUCCAGAAAGCUGCGCGGCGACAAGCCAAGCAGGAAGAGCUCAAGCGGCUGCACAGAGCCCAGAUUAUCCAGAGGCAGUUGGAGCAGGUGGAGGAGAAGCAGAGGCAGCUGGAGGAGAGGGGCGUCGCUGUGGAGAAAGCUCUGAGAGGAGAAGCAGGCAUGGGCAAGAAGGACGAUCCCAAGCUAAUGCAAGAGUGGUUCAAGCUGGUGCAGGAGAAAAACGCCCUCGUCCGCUAUGAGUCCGAACUCAUGAUAUUUGCCAGAGAGCUGGAGCUGGAGGAUCGACAGAGCCGACUGCAGCAGGAACUCAGGGAGCGGAUGGCUGUGGAAGACCACCUGAAGGCAGAGAAGGAGCUGGCCCAGGAGAAGCAGAUCCUGAACGAGAUGCUGGAGGUGGUGGAGCAGCGGGACUCCCUGGUGGCUCUCCUGGAGGAGCAGAGGCUUCGGGAGAAAGAAGAGGACAAGGACCUGGAGUCGGUCAUGCUCUCCAAAGGCUUAUGUCACUGGGCCUGAGGAACGAGACAUAACCCUCUCAUCGGGUUCGGAGAGAGACGAUUGGCGUUCUCAGACUCGCACGCAUCAUCUUUGAUCACGUCUGCCUAAAAUCAUUACACGGGCAGUCGGCGUCAAACUGUCACACCUGCAGCAGUGAAUGUGUAAAGAUUAUCCCCGACACAACACACAGAAACACUGUGGCUGCCGCUGACAUGGAAGCAGUCUGUCACGUUUACAUAUCCACUGCCCCACAGGCGGCCCCGGUUAUUCACUCUGCAGUUUUUGCUUGCGCUCUCUCCCUCUGUAAGGGGGAGAGGCAAGUUCUUUUUUCCCACAACUUUAUCAUCACAGCCUUGAAGUGGAUCCUCUCAAGUGUAGAAGGGAGGGGGGGGUGCGCUUUGGGAGAAUGUUUAAAGACUUGUUUCAUUCUCGAUUAUCUAAAGGGAAGAGUGCAGUUUGGUCCUGCUGAUGUUAAAGGAACUGUAGAGAGUUGUGUUUUCUGUGUACAGCCGUGUAGCGCAAGUCACGUUUUCAGCGGAUGAAGGUGUUCUCUGCUCUCGCUACAGACGUGUGUGUGUCUGUGUGUGUGUGUGUGUGUGUGUGUGAGAGUGUAUUUGUGUGUAAAUGCUCACUCUGACUGUAGGAAGGACAUUCUCUGCUGAAGCUGCCUUUCCAUCCCGUGACAAACGGACUUCUGCUUCCUAAUGAACCACAGACCCCAUGUUUCUCUUUUCUUCCCCCCCCCCCCGCAGCGUUUAGUGAGUCGACACAAAGAGCCCAUUCAACAUGGCCACGUUUUUAUAUAUUUAUGAAGCUCUGUUUGUUUGCUUUUAACAGAAAAAGAUUAUUUCUUUCUUUUUUUUUAAAUGUACAUAAGCAGGAGAGUGCCCAGAAUUUCAUUACCUUGCACUUGUGCACGAGUCCCAGCCCCCCCGUCAGCCACUGCAUGUCAGGAAUGAAGGUUGUAGGAACAUAGAGGAUCCUCACAACUGCUCUUAUAGCUACACACACACAAUAUGGACUUGUACUUUCUAUGAACACUCAAGCACGACACGUGACUGGACUGUGACGGGCCUCUCUGUGAGAAGCCGUUCACUGUGCAUCACACCGAUCCGUUAACGUUUACAAAUACUCAUCCAUGUUCGUUUUUGGGGAUUUGAAUGUUUCCUGCUUUUUGGCAAACUAAAAGAUUCAACUUGUAAAAGGCAAAACUGUCUUCAGGUUGAAACGAGUUUCUCCCACCUGUUCUCACUGUGAUGUUCUCGUCGUCAUUAAUGAAUCUGAUUUCACUUUUGUUUAAUGGGAGAUUAUUGUAGCUCACAUUACUCGGUUUGUGCCACAGGACUGUCUCUGUUGUUUGAAUCUGCAACAUCAACACAACAGCAGCGUACACACACACCCACACCCACUAGACAACACUUGGAUCACUAUAUGGCAGUGUUAAUCCUUUACCCUUGAACAAGAUGCCUUUUUUUUUCAUUAUCAUUCUCUAUAUUUAAUUUAUGUUUUAUUAUUUUCUGAGUUAUUUUUGAGCUAGUCACAUCGGUGCAUCCCACUGGAACUCGAGAUUUUUUUGUUUUUUUAACUUCUUUUGCAGAAACUUUUAUUACAGCAGCAGGACCCCGAGCAAACAAAUAAGAGGAUUUGAAAUGGGCCGCUGAAGAGAUGCAGAGAGCUUUAUGAGCGCCUGGCAUCAGACAGGAGCAUUAUGGUUUAUCUGGAGGGCAGUCAAACUAACAGCCUUGUCGACAACUGUAAAGAAAUCCAGGUGGUCACUGUUUUACAGCACAGAAACACUAGAGGCUAUAUUUAUGACUCGCUAUGAGCUGUAAAUACAAAGUGUUACAUAAUUUUAAGGGUUCCUCUUGUUUUAGACGGUGUGUGAUGAGUUUGAACUUGAUUGUAUUGAUAUUUAUUAACAUGUGUGCAAACUGUAUAAUAUGUAAAGAAAAUGAAUCCUAAUUUUUAAAAACUGUUCCGCAGACACACGACUCAUAAUGUAAAUGCUUCAUGUAGCUAUAAUGCAUAGGGGUGUUGGAUGUAUGCUGAGAACGGCAAUAAAACAAUGCAGUUGUUCUUUUA
Molecule: messenger RNA, 8931 nt
Organism: Limanda limanda (common dab)
Lineage: Eukaryota; Metazoa; Chordata; Actinopteri; Pleuronectiformes; Pleuronectidae
Gene: mical3a
Product: microtubule associated monooxygenase, calponin and LIM domain containing 3a
Exons: 37
Coding region: 193-6867 (2224 amino acids)
Molecular function (GO): FAD binding; protein binding
Source: RefSeq, a predicted model, not a curated record